Molecule: messenger RNA, 2013 nt
Organism: Penaeus chinensis
Lineage: Eukaryota; Metazoa; Arthropoda; Malacostraca; Decapoda; Penaeidae
Product: guanine nucleotide-binding protein subunit alpha-11-like
Exons: 4
Coding region: 235-1149 (304 amino acids)
Biological process (GO): adenylate cyclase-modulating G protein-coupled receptor signaling pathway
Cellular component (GO): heterotrimeric G-protein complex
Molecular function (GO): G-protein beta/gamma-subunit complex binding; GTPase activity; G protein-coupled receptor binding
Source: RefSeq, a predicted model, not a curated record
CGCGCCCUGUGUCUCUGUCCUCUGGCGGUAGAGUCGUCCUGCGGCCAAUGCUGUGAAGGAGAGCGUCCUAGGCGGGCUUGCGGCUUCAUGUGCCUUCGUCUGAAAUCGUGUUCAAGCUGAGGGCUCUGCGGCUGACAGUGACGAUGGUGGAUUCGUGACGGUGCUUGAUAUCUGCUGGUUUGUCUGUUCGUCUGCCCGUCUGCCUCGCCUGCCCUUCGAUACUGCAGCCACGGCAUGCCUCAGCGCGAGGACGACGCAGGGCAGCCGAGCGCAAGGUCCAUCUGGGUGAGACUUCGAAACACGAUCGGAUACGUCUUAAGAUGCCUCUUCACUUUCUUCUUCUCGUCGCCGCGUCUUCGAAACAACAGUCCUGCGAGAGAAACCGAGAAGCAGGAAGCCCGUCUGCUCGUUUUGGGCGCCAGUGACACAGGCAAAUCCACCUUCAUGCGGCAGAUGCAGCUCCUGUGCGGCCAUGGGUACCCUUCCCCCGAGAGACUCAGGCACCAGCCGCACAUCCGCCGCAACCUGCUGGAGAGCCUGCACAAGCUGGUCUCGCACCUGGCCACGUACGGCGCCCAGCCUGCCACGCCCGAGGCCCGGGAGGCGGCGCAGGCUUUCCUGGCGUGGGAGAACCUCGAGAGUCUCCUGAGCGAGAGCGCGCAGAUGGACAAGACGCUCAUCUCGAAGGCGCAGACGCUGUGGGCCGACCCGGGGAUCCAGGAGGUAUACCGGCGCCGCAGCGACUUCCACCUCAUGACCAACGCCGACUACUUCAUCGCCUGUGCUGAGAGGAUCUUGCAGGACGAGUACCUGCCGACGAUGGAGGAUAUUCUGCGCAUGCGCUACGUGACGCGCGGCGUGGUGGAGCACCGCCACGAGCUCAAGAACAUCAUCAUCACCAUAUACGACAUGGGCGGGCAGCGCCCCGAGAGGGAGAACUGGGCCAGGCAGAUCCUGGACCCGUCGGCCAUCCUGUUCCUCGCGUCGCUCUCCGAGUUCGACCAGAACGUCGAGGAGGCCACCGAGUAUGAGGAGGUAGGAAAAGGGAAAGGGGAGGGAAGAGACCAAGGAGGAAGAGGUGAACCGAGAAUAGGGAAGAGAGCGGACAAAAGAGAGAGCUCAUUUAAUAAUUUAAUCUUUCUUCCUUAAUGUAUACAUACUUUUAAGAAUCGGUAGAGCGAACAAGCACACACCCCAUGCACUAUACACAUUGCACACGAUCCCAUACAACCAAUGACACAACCUGUCUCAACCGCGGUGUUACAAUCCCACCUCAGAACCAAGCCCACCCAUGCUCAGUAUCUGCAAACACGCCCACUCUUUCUUCCUGUGUCUUGAGAAUUGCAUUAUGCUUUGUUCAGUUUGCACAGUGUCUUGUGCUUUAUAUUACAGUUUGAACAAUGGCGUAUAAGUAUAGCGGAAGUGAGUGCAGGUCAAAAGGUGAAGGAAAAUCCAUAUUUUUUAAGUAGGUGUUGAGUCAUGUCUAAACUUGUCUCUUUUUUUCAUUUGUAUUAAUAAUUUUCUUUUUUUUUUUGUGUUUAGGUCAUUAAUGCAAAUGAGUUUUAUUGAUUUAGUUUAAUUGAAUAAUUCUUUAAUAUUUUCAGAGGUUAGAUUAUAUUCCCGUGAUAUACAGGCAUAUAUCUUUUUAUUUGUUCACGUUCUUGUUAAUGAACUUAUUCAUUAAUUCUUUCAUUCAGCGACAAAAAAACAAAAACAAAAACAAAAACAACAACUAAUAGCAUAAAGAGAAAAUGGCAUAAGAACGUUUUUUUUUUUCUCUAAUGAUAUAAGAAAUAACUGCUCUGCGUUUCGUUUUGCACACUGCGGCGCUACGGAACGCACAAUUUCAACGGACCGGCGCACAAACACGACAGACCGGAGAGUUGGCACGCCAGGCCGACGGCACGUACAUUUUACCAACACAGAUAAUGUAGGAUUGCAAUUAAUUUUUCGUAAUGGAUUCUGCCAAAUAAACUUUUAAGAUCAACGGAAUGCUUGUUGGCACUUCUUGAC